Malaya genurostris is the source of this 1763-nucleotide messenger RNA. RefSeq names its product CLIP domain-containing serine protease B4-like. Gene Ontology annotation, molecular function: serine-type endopeptidase activity. Gene Ontology annotation, biological process: proteolysis. The record is from RefSeq and is a predicted model, not a curated record. The transcript is spliced from 3 exons. Bases 420 to 1610 code for a protein of 396 amino acids. NCBI's taxonomy places the organism in Eukaryota, Metazoa, Arthropoda, Insecta, Diptera, Culicidae.
UUGAAAAUAAUAACCCGCGAUGUUUUUUUCCUUAUAAUAAGCUGUUAUUGUUUUCUACCAUACCAAAGACUGUUUAUACCAUUUUAACAUUUGUACUGGCUAUAAACAAUCACCAGAACAAUAAAAUUUGUACUAGUUUCUACGACGUGCAAAACUUAGUAAUUGUACAGAAUCUAUUGCUACUAGUCACCGUCAGAAUCUGGAAUAAUGAAACACCCUACUAGCUUUUCUUUUGCAUCAUAGAAUGGAAUUCAUCCCUGUCUUGAUAGCAGCAAAAAUCAUGAAUGGAAAUGUUUGAUUGGCCAACUCUGCCGGCAAUAAUUUCUAUCAGCAAGUCUACAAUAACCGCUUCCUAAUCAGUUCUAUUUGUGCGUGAUCUUGGUUCGGUUACUUAUUUGUAGUUUCAGUAUACUUGUAUCAUGGGAAAAGCAAUUUUAUUCUUAUUGAUUUCCACUCUAGCAUUGGCGGGAUAUUUGAAAGGCGAAGUGCGAGCGGAGGAAAGCACAGUUAUCCCGGAUGAUGAAGAUACUUUGGAAGAAGCUGGUGAAAGCAUCACCAUUCCCGCGUUCGUGCGCAGUAAGUUCAAUUUAAGAAUAUGGUCCACGACGGAAGCAGCGGAAAAUCUUACUGAAACAACCAAAGCUCCCUCGAGAACUAAAGCUACAAAGACAACAUUUAAGCCAAAACGUACUCGAUCGACGACAAUUUCAACUACGACCGCUCAAUUGACCACCGAAGAAGUUACAGUCGGAAAAUCGGAUAAUUUACAUUUGCCGGAAGUAACAACUUUGCCAAGUGAGAACAAUACUGUGAAUACAACAGCUAAACCAAAGCAGCGCAAGUUAUCUUCGCCGGGUUGUGGAGAACUGAACGGCGAUGACAUUCCGUGGAUUGCUAUCCUGGAGCACACGGAUCCAAAGGGUGGUGCACGCAAGAAAACUCUUAGCAAGGGUGUGCUAAUCGACGAUCGCCAUGUGUUGACAACAAUCUCAAGCAUUCACAAUUCCUACCCUUUCUGGUUGGUGACGGGAGUUCGACUCGGUGAUACACCAACCUGGGCAUUUUCCGAAGGUGGCAAGAAGGCACAUUUGAGGAAACAGGAUGUUGUUUCAUCGCCGAUUAAGAAUGUGUUUUUGCAUGAGAAGAAAGAUAUUGCAGUGAUCCGAUUAGCCGAACGAGUAAAUUUCACUACAAAAAUUCGACCCGCCUGUUUGCCAGCUAACGAUCGGUUCAAUUACACGGAGCUGUUUUUCCAUGUGUGCAGAAAGGAAAAAUCGGAGUUUGGCAGGACGAACACCACCGGAAAGCUGGUUGCGGUUACAUCGCUUGCUCAAAAAGAUUGUCAAAUUUUGUUCCGAAGACAUCAGGCGGAACUUGGACAGAAGCAGUUCUGCGCAUGGGACGAAACGGGAGAUAACUGCACGGGAGAUUUGGGUGGCCCGUUGAUGGUGAAACUUGGCGGACGCUACCACGUGGUGGGACUGAACUCAUAUGCGCUUGCUAAGUCGAAAAUCGAUAGCGAAGGUCUUCCAGGAGUUUACGUCCGUGUGGGAUCUUUCUUGAAGUGGAUCCAAGCAGUGCUUAAAACGGAAUUCGACGAUUCACGCUAAUAAAAGCAUGCACAUAAUUUACAGUGUUAUUACUGUUUGUUGAUGUGUGUUUGACGAUAAGAACUGUCCGGAAGGUGCGUUGAAUAGUUCAAAACAAGUCAGCCUAUAUUUAUUAUUACUAUAGUCUGUUUCAACUGGGGUAGUAGCAGUAGU